Molecule: messenger RNA, 3133 nt
Organism: Dioscorea cayenensis subsp. rotundata (Guinea yam)
Lineage: Eukaryota; Viridiplantae; Streptophyta; Magnoliopsida; Dioscoreales; Dioscoreaceae
Product: putative disease resistance RPP13-like protein 3
Exons: 3
Coding region: 70-1881 (603 amino acids)
Biological process (GO): defense response to other organism
Molecular function (GO): ADP binding
Source: RefSeq, a predicted model, not a curated record
AGUACGAAGAAAAACUCACCUUCAUCUCUUGCAAUCAGUCAAUCAAAAGAGAGAGAGAGAGAGAGAGAGAUGGCUGAAACCGUUCUUUCACUGGUUUUAACCAAGCUUUCAGAGCUGGUUACACACGAGUUGAAGUUGGUGCAUGGUGUGAGAGAUGAGAUGAGAUGGUUGGAAAGCGAGCUCCGUUGGAUUAAAAGCUUUAUUAAGGACGCAGAUGGAAAAGGAAAGAGGGAUGAAAACGUGAAGAACUGGGUGAAUGAUGUCAUACAAGUUGCUUACCUAGCUGAAGAUGCCAUUGAUACUUUCUUCAUCAAGGUUCAUCACUCCAAAGGUGGCCUAAGUUGCAUCAAGAGGUUGAAAGCAAGGCAUGAUGUAGGUAAGGAGAUUUGCAAAAUAAAAGAAAGGCUUAAUGAGAUUAAAGCUAGGAUAGCGUUGUAUGGGAUUCAAUGCUCGGGUGAAGAUGGAGAUGCUUUGAGCUUAAUGCCGGUGAGGAGACGUCAUUUCCUAUCUCAACCUGAUGAUGCUGAUAUAGUCGGACGCUUUAAUGAUGAGAAGAUCCUACUUGAAAGAUUGAUAAAUCACCACUGCCAACAACAACAAGGGUCUUGUGUCAUUAGCAUAGUUGGCAUUGGUGGUCUUGGUAAAACCACCCUUGCUCGCAAACUCUACCGUAGCAAUGCUGUCAACAAUCAUUUUCACAAGUGCAUCUGGCUUACAGUUUCUCAAGAAAAUAGUUUAAUGGGGCUUUUGAGGAAGUUGCUCAAACAAGUUCCUGGCAUUAAAGAGGAAGAUUUGCAGAACAAGGAAGAAAAUGAUUUGAUAGACAUGAUUAAUGACUCACUAAAAACACAAAGGAUUUUCAUUGUAUUGGAUGAUAUUUGGAGAGAGGAUGUUUGUGUUCAGAUGGAAGGAAUUUUUCGGAAUGUGAACAAUGGGAGCAGGAUCUUGAUCACCACUAGAUUUCUUAAUGUUGCAAAACGAGCAGAUCCAAGCAGCACUCCGCACCAACUUCUGUUGUUGAAUGAAGGUGAGAGUAAAAAGCUUCUUCUCAAGAAGGCCUUUCAUUGGGAAGAUGCAGAGACAAAUUGUUGCAGUGAAUUUCUUGAUAUUGGCCUUCGCCUCGUGCGCAAAUGCGGGGGCCUGCCUUUGGCUUUAGUUGUACUUGGAGGUUUCCUAUCAAUAAGGGACAAAACACCUGUUGAGUGGAGGAGAGUAUUGGAGACAAUGAGUUGGGAGGCACAAGGAAUUAGCACAUGUCAAGAAAUACUAGCCCUAAGCUAUGAAGAUCUUCCACAUCAUAUGAAAUUAUGUUUUCUUUAUUUCAGUGCUUACCCUGAGGAUUCUGAGAUAUAUGGCAUUGAGUUAAUCAGGAAAUGGAUUGCAGAAGGCUUCAUACCACAAGAAGGAAAUAAGAUGAUGGAGGAGACAGGGGAGGCUAUUUUAAAGGAGUUGGUACAAAGGAGCUUGAUUCAUGCAAAUGAGUGGAAAAGCAAUGGGUGUGUGAGGACAUGUGGUGUUCAUGAUCUACUACUAGAUUUUGCAAGGUCUGCGGCCAAGAAAGACCGUUUCCUCACUGUUUGCUCCACUCAAAAUGAUCAACCAGUUUCUUUGGCAUCGUCAUCUCACCGGGUGGCAAUUCACAUCAUCAAUGAACCCUUGACCAAUGAAAUCACCAAUGAAAUCAGUACAAGGUACGAUGGACUGAGGACUUUAAUAGUAUUUGGAAGAAUAGUUAGUUCUCCAGAAAUAAUUCCCGCCAUGUUUACAUUUCAGUUUCUAAGAAUGCUUGACUUGGCUGCGAUUUGUCUCCAAGACAGAAUACCAGAAGAAAUCAAGCUCUUGAUUCAUUUACGCUAUUUUAAGACUGUUUGGUAUGUAUGAGAGAUUGUUUGGUAGGGAUGAUCUAGCCGUAUCAUUGUCUAUAGGAAACCUUCAAUUUUUACAGACUAUUGACAUAACUUGUCUACUAGAGAUACUAGUACCCAUCACACUAUGGAAGAUCAAGACGCUAAGACAUGUACUACUCCGAGAAGGGUGCACACCACCACAAAGUGUGAAGCUAGAAGAUCUCCUCACACUUGAUUAUGUGACAUUUGGUUCCCAUGAAACAAUAAACUGGAGUUUUCCCAACCUUAGGAAGUUCAAAGUGUUUAUCAGUAAGGAACACCACGGAGCAAUGCUAACCCAGCUACUCAGUCGGCUAAGCCAUCUUACCAGUAUGCAUAUAAGAGCGGAUAAAGCAUAUCAUAUAGAAAUCAAGACAACAAAGGACUUUCCAUUUCACAACACCCUUCAGUCAUUUACUUUACAUGGACCUUGGCCAAUGGGGAACGACAUAUCUGAAUUUCCAAUUUAUCUCACCAGGAUUGAACUCUGUGAUUCUAAAUUGAAGGAAGACCCAAUGCCUAAAUUAGAGAGGCUACAAUACCUUGUCAUUCUCAAAUUCUUUGAAUCUAUGUAUUUUGGGAAAACCAUGGUAUGCUCUGCAGGUGGAUUCCCUAGGUUGGAAAUUCUGUUCAUUACCAACUAGUAUUAUCACAAAAAAAUAAGGGCCGAAGUGCGCAUGUUGGAGACAAUGCCUAAUCUUGAGGAGUGGAGUAUAGAGGAAGGUGCAAUGCCCAAACUUACAUUCCUACGAUUAACUUCAUGCGAGAAACUGAAAAUGCUUCCAGACUUUCAUCAUUUGAUGAGCCUUUAGAAAUUGGAGUUGUAUGGCAUGUCUAAAGAGCUCAUCCGCGGGACAAGGAGGGAGGAUUCGCACAAGAUUCGACAUGUGCCAAAAAUCUGCCGUCGUACUAGCCAAGAGCCUACCAAUUAUCCCUUGGCAAUUGCUGGUCUGGAUGGCAUGGAUGAAGGUGAGUUUUCAGAUACUGGAGAGGGCAUUUCUACGGUUGAGAAGGAUGACAAGGAGGUCAGAGCUGAGUUCAAGGAGUUUGCCCAUGAGUAUGACGAGGAGGUCGGAGCCAAGGAGGAUUAAGAUGAGGGUGCCGUCUGAAGAUGACGAGGAGGUCGGAGCGGUGAUGAGGAUUAAGACGAAGAUAAUGCGUUGUCUACCUUAAAGUUUUCAUGCUUAUUUUUGUUCCAGUAGUAUUGGUGGAAUUUUUUUUUUCUUGUAUGAAUAAGAAGGAGAAGA